This is a messenger RNA of Alnus glutinosa, 4629 nucleotides long. RefSeq lists its product as uncharacterized. The transcript has 2 exons. NCBI's taxonomy places the organism in Eukaryota, Viridiplantae, Streptophyta, Magnoliopsida, Fagales, Betulaceae. Gene Ontology annotation, molecular function: zinc ion binding; nucleic acid binding. The record is from RefSeq and is a predicted model, not a curated record. The coding region runs from base 1982 to 3838 and encodes 618 amino acids.
CACGAUUUCCCCUUUCUCUCCUUUUCUUUUCCUUCUUCUUCCUUCCCUCUUCUCUCGGAUCCGCAGCAGACCCACGCCCUCUCCCCCUCUCUGAUUCUCUUCUUCCCCACGCACCAGCAGCACCCGAUCCCUCCCUCCAUUUCCCUUCCUCUCUUCUCCCUCCCCCACGCGCAGCUCCCCUUCUCCCACUUCUUUUCGGCACACACACACACACUAACCCGUGAGAUUGCUGCCGAGAGAGAGACUUCUUGUAGUGAGAGAGAGAAUCCGAAAUGCAGUCCACCAAGAUGUGGCUACCACUACAAUCCUAUAGAUGGAGCUUCUUUGGAUGCAGGUACUGGUGAUGCGGAGGAUGACUUCGUUGCAAACUAGUUGGAGUACUAUGACUAAAGCAUGUCGCUUGAGUCGUAGGGGUGUCAGACUUGGAUAGUCUCUUUUGUUGUAUAUUUUGCAUAUGGCUAAUGGACUUGUAACACUUAGAUGAUAGCCAUUCUUUUGUCAUGUAUAAUUUAUGCUUAAGCCUUAAACAAAUAGAUGUUAAUUGGCUCUUUUGUGUAACGGACAAUUUAUAUUUAUGAUGUUGACUUCUUGUUAGUAUUUUGGCCUCAUUCUGUGUUUGGACAAAAUCACUUAUGUAAAGUUACUGUAAAUAGGGAUUCCACUUGUCAGAGCAUUUUCAGAAGACUUUGAAUUGCGAAAAAAAUAGAAGAUUUUAGAUUCCCUGUCAGCCGUCUGGACGACGUGUCAUCCCGUCCGGACGCCCAUAUGUCAAUUGUUCCAUCCGUCCGGACGACGUGUUCAUCCCGACCGAAUGCCAGACAGACCAGCAUCAUCCAUCCGGACAACGUAUCUUUUCCGUCCGGACCCUACACUAUAUCGAGAAGCUUCUAUUCCAGCUUGCAUCCGUCCGGACAUCGCAGCAGCCCGUCCAGAUGCCUAUCAGUACUCGAACAGUCUCAUAUUCUUUCCAAGUUCUAAUAAAGGGAAGAUCGAUCAACCGUCCGGACGAUGUGGUAUCCCAUCCGGACGCGCGUCUCCUUAAGGCAAGAAUCGCAAUUCAAAUAUAACCUUCUGGACGUCAAUCAGCCUUGGUCUGGACGCGUGCUCAUCAGUUAAGGAAAUUGCCGAUUCGACUUCAACCAUCCGGACGUCUUCCUUUCUUGGUCCGGACGCACGCAUAACAGAUAUGGAAAUUGCGUGUUGAAGAAUUUCCGUCUGGACGUUCAUCCCCCUUGGUCCGGACGCGCCAAGCCUUAUAUGGAAAUUACUUGCAGCGGACGUGUGACCAUUCAAACAUCAGUGUCUCACCGUCUGGACGCAGGUCUUAAAUAGGAAAGAUUUUCAGCAAAAUUUUUGGAAAAUCCUGUCGCACAGUUGUCCGUCUGGACGGCCCAAGUUCACCGUCCGGACGGCGUCCGUACAUAUUACUGCAAUCGCCCAUUCUGCACCUCAGCCUAUAAAUAGAGGCCCCUGGGCAUUGAGAACUGCAAGAAUUCAGUAUUGAAUUCCAUAAGAGCUCAGAGAAGUUCAAGAUCCCUCUGAAGUCAUUUCAAGUGUGCUGUGCUACAACUGAAGUCUAUCUUAGAGGUCGGCUCUAAGGUAAGGAAUUCCAUUGAAGACACCUUCAGGUAGGAGACCUGGUUGGGAAGCGUUCAUGUUGGGUUACACUUCAGAGAGCAAGGUACGACCACUGCAUCGGGUUAAUGUGAGUGUUACUAUCUUGUAUCUAGCUUCGUCUUCCGAAUAGUGGAAUUCCUGGGUUUGGCUGCCCCGGAGUGAUUUUUCUCUUAAUUGAGUUUCCACUUCAUCAACAAAAACUAUGUGUCUUUUAUUUUCCGCUGUGCUUGAUUUUUUGUUGGCACUUGUUGCACACACUUUCUUUUAGAAGUCAAUUUCAAUUUUCAAUUGGUAUCAGAGCUUGCUACACUCUGAGAAGAUUAAAUUCUUGAGUGUCAUUUAUUUUUGACUUCUAUUUGCUACUAUGUCUCAAACUCUUAAUUCUGUUCCUACCUUCGAUGGUACGAACUAUGGCUAUUGGAAAGUUCGGAUGCGAUUCUUUUUAAAAUCUAUUGACUGUUGGAAUAUUGUUGAAACUGGUUGGACUAAUCCAGAGGAUAAAACACUUGAGACAGUCCCUUUGAAAAACACCCGACUUUCCAAUGAUAAAGCCCUCCAUGCUCUAUGCCAAGCACUUUCUCCUUCUGAAUUCGCCAAAAUUUCAAACUGCGAAUCAGCCAAAGAAGCAUGGCAAAUCUUGGAAACAACAUAUGAAGGUACGAAACUUGUUAAAUCUGCCAAACUUCAAAUAUUGAUAUCAAGAUUUGAAGAAAUUAAGAUGUUGGAAGAAGAGACCUUUGGAGAGUUUUACUCCAAGAUGAGUGACCUGAGGAACUCCAUGGUGAGUCUUGGGAAACCUAUCUCGGAUGUAAAACUCAUCCGAAAGAUUCUAAGAUCUUUGCCUGAGCGUUUCAGAAUCAAGGUGACCACCAUUGAAGAAAGCAAGGAUCUUGAGGAGAUGAAGAUUGAAGAGCUGGUAGGAUCUCUUCAAACAUAUGAGCUAUCUCUGCCCCCGGUCAAGAAGAUAAAGACCAUUGCUCUAAAAGCUUCCAAGAAGAAGGUAGAAGCAUCAUCUGAAAAUGACUUGGAGGAUGAAGAAAAGGCUGUGGCUAUGUUAGCCAAAAAUUUCAGAAGACUGAUGAAAGAUGAUCGUUUCAAGAAGAAGUUUUUUGAAAGAGUUAAGAAAUCUCCCAGAGAAGCUGAACCUGAGGAAGAAGAUCAGAAAGAUCCCAGAGGACCCCGAUGUUUUGAAUGCUCAGGCUUUGGGCAUAUCCGGGCCGAUUGCGGGAAUCUUAGAAAGGGCAAGGGGAAAGCGUACAAUGUGACUCUCAGUGAUGAGUCAGAAGAAGAAGCUCCAGAGUUUAAGAAAUUUCUGGCCUUUGUAGCCCCACAUGUUGAAGAAGAAGACUCGUAUUACUCGGAGCAUAGUGAUAAUGAGGAAGAGCUCAAAGAGGCUUACAAGACACUCUACAUAGAGUAUGAGAAACUGAGGGAAGGCCGAAAGCAGCACCUUAAUGAUCUAAAUAGUUUGCAGACCGAGAAGAGUUCAUUGCUGCUCAAAGUACAAGAGCUUGAGGAAAAGCUACUAGAGACGCAGCUCCAGCUAGAGAGAGUCACUGAUGAGAAGUUGACUCGUAUGCUGUCUAUCCAGAAGAGCCCAUAUGACAAAACUGGCCUCGGGUAUGUAGCUCCCUCUUCUGAUGUUCCUUCUUCCUCAAAGACUGUGUUUGUAAAACCUACAGUCCCAGAGCCUCCUCCCACUGUUGAAGGUAAAAAGAAGAAAAAUGUCAACGAUGAUGUUCCAGGCACUCAGAAGCCUCAUUCCAUCAGAAGACCUCCCAUUUGCCAUCACUGCGGUCUCAGUGGGCAUGUUCGCCCUCAGUGCUCUCUUCUGAAAGCACAAAAGGCCAAAGCCAAGCAAGAAGUGCCCAGACAAGCUCAUUAUGGCACUAGACCUACGGCUCAGCAUCGGACUCCAUGGCAUCAGGCACCUUACCAAGCACCAAGGUAUCAGUAUCAAGCCCCUUGGUCUCAUGCUCCUCAGCAUCAGCGGCCUCAGCAGCGAUUUGUACCAGCCAAUCACAGUGGCACCUACAAGAGCAAACCCAAGCAGCUUAGAAGGCCUCAGAAGAUGAAAGAAGAGCAAUACUCCAGUAAGCCUCCUAUCUGGAUGCAGAAUAUGAUGGAGUGGAUGAUGCAGUCCUGCCAGCAACCACCCACUGGAAGGCAGGCAUGGGUCAAAAAAGACAGCUACCCCAUGAGGGGGUACAGACACACCUAGUAGUUUCGGGUGUUCAUGCUUAGGAUUCAGUUCCUAAUCCUAUGGCAUCAGGUUUGAUUGUUCAGUUUACUUGACAUAUUGUUAUAUGCAAUCUAGGAACUAGUUGUGUUUGCCCCCUAUGUUUCUUGAGAGAACUGUAUAGGUACUUUUUGGGGAAGACAGAAAAAGCAGGUCGAGCGACUGUUUUUCUGUAGUGGCAUCAUUGAGCGUGUACAGGUUUGAUCUUGCCUUUGCAUAUGAUGUCUUUUCCAUAUUGCUUGUUGUUUUAUUUUUUUUGUUUUUAAAAAAAAAAUGGGGAGAAUUUGCAGGAUUUAUUUUCUCUUGGCGUUUUAGAUAUUGCAUGUCUUUUUGCCUGAUAACUCAAAUCUGUGAGCAUUAAUCUACUCUGCUUAGAUAUAAUUGAGAGUUUAUGACUAUAUUGGCCAAGUAUUUUUCCUGUUUAUGCAAAAAGUAGGAUAGCUUCUUUUCCUCACGCGAUGAAAAAGUGCACUAUCCCGGGCUCCCCUAAAGGUACAUCUUUCCUUCUCUAGCCUCUUUGUUUCUAGAAAUUCUGGAUAAGAGAAGAAGUUUUUGAUAAGAUGACCAAAUUUACCUCAUGCUAGUUGAACCUAGAGCCUAUAAACUCUGGCACUCCCUAUAGUUUGCAGCACCAUAAGAAACAAGCAGUUAAUCGUAUGAAAUCUAUGCUUUACAGUAUAUAUUCUCUGUUUAUGUGCUACAUUUGCGUUAUGCCUUGCCCUUUACGUACAAGUAAAAUAUUUACGUUGUCCUUCAUUGUACAAGUAAAUCAC